Molecule: messenger RNA, 432 nt
Organism: Stylophora pistillata
Lineage: Eukaryota; Metazoa; Cnidaria; Anthozoa; Scleractinia; Pocilloporidae
Product: BTB and MATH domain-containing protein 36-like
Source: RefSeq, a predicted model, not a curated record
AUGGCUGCGGCUAUCAACGACAAAACGGUGGAUUUCACCCAACCCUGGAGAUUCACCGAUCUCGUUCUUGUGGUUGAAGAGCAAAGAUUCCAUGUUCACCGCGUGGUUCUUGCACUUUCGUCACCAAUGUUUGAGAAAAUGUUUACAUCUGAAUUUGCAGAAAAGGAAAUGCAAGAAAUCCCUCUCCCAGGCAAAAGGGCGAAUGAAUUCAAAGAACUGCUUAAAUGCAUUUAUAAUUUUGUGAUCGGUCAGAAAUACAGAAUGCAAGUGGUCAUCGAGACAUGUGAAAACUUUUUAGUGAGCAAGAUAGAAACAAAACCGGACGAUGAGGUCCUUGAGGAAUUACUAUUUGCUCAAAAAUACGGACUGAAUAAACUUGAGAAAGCCUCUAUUGAAAGAGCUAAAUUAAAUGCCUUAGUCUGGAAGAGCUAA